CCCCCAAUCAGGGAGGCGUGCUGGGAACACUCGAAGCGAGCCCCACAACUAUUGUGAUUUUUUCUUGUUUUGGAGUCAACAUAUUCCCCAUCUCCUUGCAAUAGGAUGCCAAAUUCGUCAGUGAUCAGCAGGGUGAACGCGGGAUUGGCUCGCUGUUUGAGCCACCAGCGGAGAUUGUGUCGCGGCAUUGCCGAGCUGGAGCGGCUCAUCCACAACGAUGAGUUCCUGAGGGACCCCAGGACGCAGUGGCUGCUCCACCAGCGGCGGCAAACGGAGGAGGAGCAGGCUGGUGCAGAUGCCAGGGUCAGUGCUUUGGGCAGGAUGGGCUGUGAAAUGGGUCGACUGCUGGGUAGCUCCAAGCUGUGUCCAAAACUGUGCCCACAAGCGGGUGAGAAUGAUCUCGUCGUGACGCGAACCUUCUGCCAAAUCCUUCAAGUUGAGAACACCACACGCAGAAAGCAGACUGGACCCAUGCCUGCUCCGACUCCACUCCCGUCGCCAGAGAGAAGACCUAGUUUCGUGUUCAGUCCUGGGACGCAGGGAUCCUGCUCCGAGAUCAGCCCACGAGGCUAGGAAUGAGAUCCCGAAGAGAUACGCUGCCAAGUCUGGCAGAGAUCUAUGAAUGUGUGCAUAGAUCUGUGGGAGGCUUGGGCGAGUGUCUCUGUGGAAGUCUCCCAGAAACGCAGACAACUGGCGGAUAGCAGGAUAGGAGGAUGUGGAGUACAAGGAGGAGGAGGUGCUGCCCCGUCCGCCGUUCGGUAUCCGUGCUGCUCUCGUUAUUGUUAUGAAUAAGUUAAUAACAUGGCGGAAGGCUUCUUUUGUCGUGGCCCAAACAAGCAACAACCUG
Molecule: messenger RNA, 847 nt
Organism: Drosophila erecta
Lineage: Eukaryota; Metazoa; Arthropoda; Insecta; Diptera; Drosophilidae
Exons: 2
Coding region: 106-573 (155 amino acids)
Source: RefSeq, a predicted model, not a curated record